AUGGAAACUUUGGCCAUUGCGGUAAAAAGAGCUCAAGAUAAAGCGGCAGUUCAGCUCAGUGAGCUGGAGGAAGAGAUGGAACAACGGAUACAGGCUGCAGAGCAUAAAGUUAAAAAGGAAGAGAAGCGAAAAGCUGAAGAAGCACUAAAUGAACUGAAGCACCAGUAUGAUACUGAAGUUGGGGAUCUUCAAGUGACAAUAAAAAAACUAAAAAAACUGGAGGAGCAAUCGAAAAAUGUAAAUCACAAGGAAGAUGUGGUUGAAUUGAAAAAAAGAAUGCAUGAUAUGUUGCUGGAAAAUCAGAAGCUAAAGAAAGAUCUUUUAGAAGCACAGACAAAUAUAGCUUUUCUGCAGAGUGAAUUAGAUAGCUUGAAAAGCGAGUAUGCAGAUCAGACUUUGAACACUGAGAGAGACCUAGAAAUUAUCCGAGAAUAUACUGAAGACAGAGAUAACCUGGAAAGACAAAUUGAAAUACUGCAGUCAGCUAAUAGAAAGCUACAUGACAGCAAUGAUGGUUUAAGAAGUGCACUUGAAAACAGCUUCAGCAGGUACAACAGAUCAUUGCGACUAGCAAACACCUCACCAGGAAGUACCAUUUCUAGAAGCAGUCCUAAAUUUAAUGGUGGGCAGUCUCCUCUAAACCCACGAUCAUCUCAUUCUUCUUGUGUGGAUGAAGAUUAUGAUUCUUUAGCCCUUUGUGAUCCUAUGCAAAGGAUAAACUGUGAAGUUGACAGCUUACCUGAGAGCUGUUUUGACAGUGGUUUGUCUACGCUGAGAGAUUCAAAUGAGUAUGACUCAGAAGCGGAAUACAGGCAUCAAAGGAUUUUUCAAAGGUCACAGUGUAUGCAAGAAAGCUUUGGUGGUGAUGCUUCUGAUACAGAUGUUCCUGAAAUCAGGGAUGAAGAAGUGUACAGUCCUGAUAACAGCAGUACAGUUUUAGACUGGAAGCCCUCACGACCAGUAACUGAGUGUUCUCCAAAAUACCCCAGUUCAGAGAAGGCUUACAAGAUUGUUCUUGCGGGAGAUGCAGCAGUGGGAAAAUCCAGUUUCCUUACAAGACUCUGCAAGAAUGAAUUUCGAGGCAAUACAAGUGCAACCCUCGGUGUGGAUUUUCAAAUGAAAAGACUAAUUGUUGAUGGAGAACCUACAGUGCUACAACUAUGGGACACAGCUGGGCAGGAGAGAUUCAGAAGUAUUGCUAAGUCAUACUUCAGAAGAGCAGAUGGUGUCUUACUGCUAUAUGAUGUAACAUGUGAAAAAAGCUUUCUCAAUGUGCGAGAAUGGGUGGAUAUGAUUGAGGAUGCAACUCAUGAGAAUAUUCCAAUUAUGAUGGUGGGAAACAAAGCAGAUCUCCGCCAAGCUGUUACAGAACAAGGGCAAAAAUGUGUGCAUGUAAACUAUGGAGAAAAGCUGGCUAUGACUUAUAAUGCGCUAUUUUGUGAAACAAGUGCUAAAGAUGGAUCUAAUAUUGUAGAAGCAGUUCUUCAUCUUGCUCGCGAAGUCCGAAAACGAAGUGAUAAUCAAGAUGACACUAGGUCAGUGACCAGGCUGGCUGGGACACCUGUCAAAAAAUUGGCACUCACGAAAAACUGUUGCAAUGUUUAA
Chaetura pelagica (chimney swift) is the source of this 1605-nucleotide messenger RNA. It is a transcript of the gene RASEF, whose product is annotated as RAS and EF-hand domain containing. Gene Ontology annotation, molecular function: GTP binding; GTPase activity. The transcript is spliced from 16 exons. Lineage: Eukaryota; Metazoa; Chordata; Aves; Apodiformes; Apodidae. The record is from RefSeq and is a predicted model, not a curated record. The coding region runs from base 1 to 1605 and encodes 534 amino acids.